AUGUCCUCUAUUACAAACCUCCUUCCCUAUGAAUGUCAAUUAUGCCAUACACAUUACAGCAAUAAAGCAAUUGCUGUGACAUGUCAAAAGCUAUACCUCGGAAAGAUACUGAAAGCUAUGAUGAAUGGUGAAGUAUCAGAAGAUGACUCCUCUUCUGAGUCAAGCCAGUUUAUGUUACCAGCAAUUUCUAGCUUGAUGCUUGAAGAGAACACAAACAUGAUUAGCAAUGAAAUCAGUGACAUUAGCAACAACACUGACCUUGAUGAGCCCAUGUACGAUAUUGAAUAUGAGAGCAACAUGGAAGAAUCAGUUGAUAUGGAUGGAAGCAAAAGUGCCACCUCACCUGUGGUUUUCGAUUUCAGCCAACCUUCUCCUGUCCCAAGCAACAAUGAUGCAAAGAACCUGGAGUUCAUUAGAAUCAUCAAUGACUUCAGCAUUUCCUAUCAAGCUCACGAGAAGCUUGCUGUGCAUCUCAACAGCAUUCUGGGGAUGUCAACCGAGAUAAUGUACAGAGUGUGUACACCAUACCUGGGAAAGGAGCUCUUGAAGUGUUUCUCUGGUGUAGAGAAAACAUUGUAUGACGUCUGCCAAAGCGGAUGUAUGAUAUUUAACAAGGCAGAGGAGGUUGCUUGCAAACAUUGUGGUGAAGCUUGCUACAAAAGCAACAAAACGGAUAAGGACGGUAUGCCCAUUGCUGAGAAAACCAUGGUCCAGAUUUCUUUGACCAGGCAAAUUGCCCUUUCUUUGGCCAACAGUAGUAUCAGACACGAGAUGUUAUACCACCACAGUUAUGAGCAAAAGGCAGAUAUUUUUGACAGGCACGCAUACCAGUCAAUCAAACAUCUUUUCUCUGGUGAAAAUGAUGUUGCAAUUUCUUUGUCUGUCAAUGGAUUUGCGCCCCAUAACGUCCCCGGUUCGAUUACUAUUCUGCAUGCCACAGUUCUUAAUCUUUCUCCAAUGGUCCGUUAUGAGAAAAGCUGGAUGUUGCAAAUUGCAAUGAUCUCAGGUCCUUCCGCACCACUUGAAUUUUGGUCAUUUUUGAAGCCAACCUUGGCAGACCUCAAGGUACUCCAGGAGGAAGGAAUGGUUGUUGUGACCUCAACUCUUACCAUCUGCACAAAGGUUCAUAUCCUCAUGGUAACUGAUGAUAUUCUGGCAGUGGCAAGACUGGCAUGUCUCACUGGCCAUAUGAGUAAAAGUGGCUGUCAAAUCUGUAAUGCUGUGGGCCAAACUCCUGGCCGUGGCCAAUAUUUUAGAUCUUUGCCAGACACCACUAUGCGCACUUUGGAAAGCUUCCAAAACUUUGAUCCAGAAAAUUAG
Molecule: messenger RNA, 1320 nt
Organism: Phycomyces blakesleeanus NRRL 1555(-)
Lineage: Eukaryota; Fungi; Mucoromycota; Mucoromycetes; Mucorales; Phycomycetaceae
Exons: 3
Coding region: 1-1320 (439 amino acids)
Source: RefSeq, a predicted model, not a curated record